This is a messenger RNA of Ogataea polymorpha, 5667 nucleotides long. RefSeq lists its product as uncharacterized. NCBI's taxonomy places the organism in Eukaryota, Fungi, Ascomycota, Pichiomycetes, Pichiales, Pichiaceae. The transcript has a single exon. The record is from RefSeq and is a predicted model, not a curated record. Bases 1 to 4815 code for a protein of 1604 amino acids.
AUGUCAAUUCAGCUGCUGAGCGCCGAUUUGGCUGCAUUGGUAGCAGAGACUAAACGUAAGAACACGGACAUUCGCCACGCAGCUGACAGGUCCCUUGAGACUCUCAAAUCUGGACAUGGAAAAGAUGAAAGAGCUUUUCUAAAAUCGCUGUCCCAAAAUCCUGACUUCAUCAAUCCUUUCCUUCUUGCUUGCCAAUCCAAAAAUGCUAAACUUACCGGGAUUGCCCUUCAAUGUUUUAGUAGGCUAAUUCCGACACACAGUUUGCCUGCAACAAAGGUGGAUUUAGUCAUCGACGCUCUAUUAGAGUCCACUCACUCCGCUAUAGAUAUACAACUCAAGAUCCUGCAAUUGCUGCCCUCCUUCUUCCAAGCAUACUCAAUGUUCAUUAAUGAUGAAACGCUUUCUAAGUUGCUAUUAGUGUGCUCGUCCUUGCAAAGUACAAACCGGAUGGGUGCUGUUGUCAACACAGCGCAAGCCACGUUUCUACAAUUAGUGAAUUUAGUGUUUGAGAAGGUGCACGAUGAAGAUGAAAAGGGAUGCCAGGAAGCAUUAUAUCCUGUCCCGAUAAGCACUCAAGAAACAAGGAAAGUUGGUCCUUGCGCGUAUGAUGCACAACGAAUUGUCAGCGACCUUUGCACUCUCAUUGAGCACCACAAGCCAGCGUUCUUGAAAACGAAUUAUAUUACCGAGGAUUUUGGUUUCGAGUUACUGGAAAGCAUUGUUAAGAACAAUCGACAAACGUUUUUGACGCACGAGGAACUCGCUCAUUUACUAAGACUCCGCGUGGCCCCAAUCCUGCUGCGUUUUCUGUCGUCAAGCAAAGAUUUCACAGCGAUGGUCCGCGUAUCGCGCUUGAUCUCGCUUCUAAUCCAGGAACAAUUCGAAGUUCUCAAAAUUGAGUCUGAAGUAACCCUUUCACUUCUGAAUCACAUAUUGACGAAAGAAUCUGCAACGCCUGUUUGGAAACGCAUUUUGUCUCUGGAAAUAUACCGUGCCAUAUUCAAAGACUUCGAACUAGUCAGCAAGAUAUUCACCGAAUACGACAAUAACCAAGAAGAAGAGCGAAAAAAGGUGUUUUCUGAUUUUUUUAAAGCAUGUCUUGAAAUUGUGAGCGAGCAUAAACAGAUGCUUAAUACCGGUGACCUGAUACAGGCCCCUUUUAGCUCUGCCACACACUCUGGCACUGUCCAAGAAGCGAAUUCUUCCAAGUCCAAGAAACCAACGCCUAGCUCCGCACCUGCCACCAUUCGCCAGGCAGAAGAGAAAAAGGUUGGUCUAUCGAUUGCCAAAUCCGCGAUAAAGUUUUCCUACAUUGAUUCACUCGAUAAAGCCGACCCUCCACAUGUACCAGAAACAUAUUCCUGCUAUUUGAUUUGUCAGAUUAUUAUAAGCUUUUGCGAAGGUCUCUGCAAAGCUACUCUUGAUUUGGCUUCCGAAGGAGAAACUGUAUCAUUUUUAAACGAGACCACAUUCUCCGACAAGUCGAAGCAGCUGCAAUAUGCCUGCUUGAGUGUAAUGCUGCUCUCCAACUCAAAGGAUUUACUAGAGUUGCACAAGAUCUUCUUGUAUUCGACAAUAGAUUCAGAUCUUUUCUCGAAAGUUGUCAGAUCUUUGCAGAAACUGUGCCAUGCGUCAGGUAUAUUGUCGUUGAAAGAAACAAGGAACGAAAUCCUUAAUUUUUUUGCAAUCUCGACCUUAAAGUUAACGGGCAAAGAGGGCCGUCAAAACAAGUUCCUGUCAUUCGGUGAGUCUAUAGUCGGAACAAUCAGCUCCACUAUUGGAAACGCUGUUUCAAAUAUGGCAAGUACCUCUUCUGAGACAGAACCUUUGCAGCUGUACAGCAGAAACAUUAAUUCACGCCAAAUUAUGUGUUUGAGGGUUCUUCUGAGUUUGGCAACAUCGUUAGGUGCGGUUCUGGAUGAUAAUUGGGACAUCAUCUUCAUUACGCUUCAGUGGGUCAGCUACUAUCUUGAUGGGCCCUCAGACAUCAAUAUAAAGGAAGUCUCGCCAUUGCCCACAUUGCUUAAUGAUCAGGACCUUGUACAUGUGGAAUCCUCGCUGAAGAAGCUCAAGGAAAGUUUGAAUUCCCAAUCGAAAGACGUAUUUUAUUCCAUAGUCAAAUCUUUGAUGCGUUUGUCAUCCAUGGUUCUGAAAUCAUCGCUUACAAACGAAGAUCGAAAGGGAACCAAACCGGUGAAUGACGGAAAACUUGAGCCUUCCAUCCUAAACAAAAGUUUCUUUAUCAACAAGCUCACCGACAUUUGCGAAAUAAAUCCAAUCAAAUUUCUUGUUGAAUCGGAUCAGAACUGGCAAUGUAUUAGCCAGUUCAGUAUCUCUACAGCAAAAGAUAGGUCAUUAGAAGACUCGCUCCGCAUACUAGUUGCUCGAAAUUUCAAUACCAUUGUCAAAAACGUCGCUGUGGCGGGGUUCAAUUCCAAUUCAGAAGCCAUCAGAAAUGAAACCGAAAAUAAAAUUCUCAAUGCAUUGAACGACUUCAUUGACAAUUUCGCCAAAUUACCAAUCUCUGAAGAGAUUCUAGUGACGAACUGUGAGAUAGAAGUUCAGCUACUCACUUUGAAUACAUUGAAAGACAUCGUUGACCAAUAUGGCAUGCUUAUAACACAUCGUUGGGACGUAGUUACUCAAAUGCUCAAUAGUCCUUUUGAAAUAAUAAGCAACAUGGAUGAUGGCAUGUUGAAGGAGAAAGCAGUGCGCGAUAUUAUUACCUCUGUUCUUCGUUCCACAUUCGAGACCUUAAAAGUGAUUUUGGAUACAGUGUUGCAAAGCAUCGCAGGAAACCAAAUAAAGGUCAUCAUUGACUGUCUCUUCAACUUUGUGACUCAGAAAUUUGACCUGAACAUUUCUUUCAAUUCGAUUAGCUAUUUCUGGCUUAUUAGUGAUUAUCUGAAAGAAAAAAUUGAAUCCGAGGAUGUUAGUUCUUCAAAAUUCGAGACGGUUAUUGAUUCUCAAGAGCCACUGCAAAGAUUCAUUGAUUUUGACUCUCUAGCGCAAGCGCCGGAUAUUGAUAAAUACAAAGGGUUGUGGCUCUACCUCAUUUUGCAAUUGUCCAAAACUGUCUCAGAUCCCAGAACGCAAGUCAGAAAUGGCUCAAUUCAGACUUUCUUCAACGUCAUAGACUCUUAUGGGCCACUUUCUCCUUCCUGGAAGCUAAUCUAUGAUAUUACCUUGAGUCCGGUCAUUAUGUCUAUCGAACCAGCUGAAGAAUUGUCUGUUGAAUGGGUAGAAAGCUAUAUCCUAAUCGUGAAUGGCCUAAGCAAACUUUUCAGCCAAUACUUUGAUUACUCAAGUGAAUCCAGUAUAGUAUAUUGGAGGGGAUUGUUGAAUUUUUUUUCCAAAUUGAUCAAUCUUGAUUCGAACCGGACUGAAAUCAAUCUACAAGUAUUCAAAGCAUUUUCUCAGAUAGUGACUAGUUUCCAAGUUCAACCACCACAAGAGCUAGUGGAAAUUUUGUACGAGUUCUGGGCUGGUUUCCAGAUUUCUUAUAAUUUGUCAGAUGAUUCGCUCUAUCAGACCUCGCUAUCGGCGUUCAUUGCAUCAUUUUCUGAUUUGUUUGAAGUCCUGAAACCGGUUCUGACUUUAGCAAAGUUUGAGCACAUUCUGACAUUGCUCAACUCCUGCAUCAGAUAUCCAAUUUUGACUGGGACCCAGAAAGACGAUAACAAAUGCACAGAACUCCAAAAACAGGUCAUAGACACUCUUGCUGGUUUAUGGUUUGAUGAUCUCAAGUAUGAGUCGCUGCUUAUCCAGCAACUAAACUUGAUUGUUAUCCUUCCUUUUUCGACAAGAGAUCUGAUUCAGAAAAAACUGGGAGCGAGAGUUUCUAAAAUCCCCACAUUUAUAGCAGCAAGUCACGAGGCUUUGCAGCUUUUGAAACAGCAUUUGGAGCGCAUUUCAGACCUGACACCAUUUUUGAACGACAGGUGCAUUAUCAAAACUUACAAAGCACUCUUAGAACCAUCAAAGUCAAAGGAUUCCGAGUUUCAGUGCAAUGGCGAUCACCUGUGGAUGGAGAGCAUGAACAUUCUUGUCAAUUUGAGCGCUCGAGUUUCUCUUUUGCUAGCACACUCGCACGAAGUGAAAGAUGAAGUCAAACCACAAUUGAGCCAGUUACUAAUUCAAACGUUCAAGACAUCAUUUAGCUAUUCAACUUCCGAAGAUGAGGAAUCCGAGUCCUUUGACUUGGAGAAAUAUCAACAAAUGAAGAGUUGUUUGGUGCCACUUUACUCUGAAAGUCCCUUAUCCUCAAAACUUGAAGCUGAAGAGUUCAUUGUCACUGUGUGGACUUCAUCUUUUCUUUACGCCUUGGAUGACAUUGAGAAUUCGAUACUGGAAUCCUCAAAGUCUCCAUCAGAGGUCGCUCAAAAAUUGUGCAAUUACAAUCUGAAUCUUGUUUACGGUUCCACUGCGGAGCUAUCCAAGUUGCCCAGACUCAGACUUGCCAAGACUUGUUUGCAGGACCUCAUUGAGUUCUCGAUUCCCCGGGAUAACAAUUCAUUGUUCGAGAAGUGUCUACCAUACUUUAUUUCACGAUGUGCGUUUGCCCUUCGCAAACUACUAAGCGACGAGAGACUUGUUUACAAACAACCAGUUCCCAGAAUUCAGCAAACCGAGAUAAAUAUUGUCCUCAAUGGUCUUAUGACCAUUACCAACGUGCUGGACACUUCUUCUAAUCCGAAACCAAUCUAUGACAAGUUGAUGGUACUUUUCCCUCUUCUUGUGCAGGCUAUAGCCGUGAAGACAGAUACGAACCAGCUUAUGCAAAAACUCACUUUGAAACUAGGCAGGGAUCAUUAGCUUCGCUCUAUUAUAUAUAUUUCAUGAAUUCGAAGGCGCAGUUUUGUAGGAUGAGUAAGUUUGGGUGGUCGGAUCACGGGAUGUUUCUGGUAGGCAGGAUGUUGAAUUAUCAACCAGUAGGAUAUUUGAUGGAGUUUGCUCUUGAAAGGUAUUCUGUAAGCUGACGGGAUUGUAUACUGUGGGGAUGGUGUGUUUGGCUCCCAAUCCUAACCUGACGCGCUCAUAAUCUCUCCAUGUCAUCUGGACAAUUGAUGACCCAUCAAAUUCACCAUUCUUGUUAUCGUGUCCCCCCUUGUCACCCCCUUGCAGUUUUCUGGUAUCCCCCCAGCUGAAGUCAUCAAACUUCCAAAAAGCGUAAGCAGGGAGCACAAAGUUCCAUAUGGGUAGGGACAAAAAGUACACAAACAUCCACAGAAUGUAUGUCAAGUCUGAAAUUGUAACAAUGAUUAAUAGCCCCGGUAGUCCAAAGAUAAUUGCCAUAAGGAUUAAAGACAUCACAGGGGUGGGCGUGGUAACUAGAGAAAUGACGAUGAUAUAAAGUGUGAAUGUGAUCGAAGCAGGCAAAACCAAGGUUCCCACGAGCUCCACUGCGAUGAUGAAAUUCAUUGAGAAACAGAACGUUCCACAGAGAUCUUUCACGAGUACCAACUCCAUCAGAUUGUGAACCGUUGAGUUGAUCCAUCUUCUUCGUUGAGAGAGAAGAACGCUGAAUCUUUCUGGAACAACGGUCUUACAUGCUGCUUUUGGAACAAACACUUGUUUUCGUCUGGGGAACGUGCGAAGCAUUAACGAAGACAAAUAUCUGUCUUCACCCAGCAAAAGAAGAUUUUUCUUGUGAAGACUGUCAAGAAC